This is a messenger RNA of Pogona vitticeps (central bearded dragon), 666 nucleotides long. The record is from RefSeq and is a predicted model, not a curated record. Lineage: Eukaryota; Metazoa; Chordata; Lepidosauria; Squamata; Agamidae.
UUGGUCCCAUUCGGGACUGCUGAAUGUUACUUGCUGUCUGUGAUGUCAUUUGACAGGUAUUUAGCAAUAUGUAAGCCAUUGCACUACACAGUGAUGAUGAACCCAAGAAAAUGUAUCCAGCUAGCAGCUGUCUCCUGGACAAAUGGCCUUACGGGCAUUUCCGUUAUAAUGGCUGGAAUGCUGCAGUUAACAUAUUGCGGCCCUAAUGAAAUUGAUCAUUACUUUUGUGAUUCAGUUCCACUUAGAAAGCUUUCCUGUGGUGACACAGAUGUGGUGGAACAAGUUAAUUUAGUCUUGUUAUUUAUUUACACUCUGCCUCCUUUUCUAGUAACUCUAGCAUCUUAUAUAUACAUUAUAAGGACUGUUUUAAAAAUCCCAUCUAAAACUGGGAGACAAAAGGUCUUCUCCACUUGUUCUUCUCAUCUCACUGUUGUUUCAAUUUAUUAUGGAUCUGUGACGAUUGUAUAUCUCCUGCCACCAUCCUCUUCAAUGAACAAAGUCUUUUCUCUCCUGUACACAAUAUUUCCGCCUCUAGUGAAUCCCAUUGUAUACAGUCUAAGAAACAAGGACAUCAAGAGGGCCUUGAGGAAGAUGAAAAAUAGAGUAGAAACUUUCAGAAUAUUUCAAAUUAUGUUGGCAGAUCUGGCUAUCUUUAAUGAUAAGUAG